This is a messenger RNA of Cherax quadricarinatus, 7282 nucleotides long. The record is from RefSeq and is a predicted model, not a curated record. NCBI's taxonomy places the organism in Eukaryota, Metazoa, Arthropoda, Malacostraca, Decapoda, Parastacidae.
AGGUGAUGGCACUAAUCAAGAAGGGUCCCUGCAAGGGGAUGGAGGGGACACAGAAGGUGUGGGUGAGUGACCAGACCCAAGGAUUUAUUCUGGGUAACAUUGUUGACCUCACUAGUGAGGGUGUACUUAUCCAGCCCUUAACACGAGGUGCGAAGCCCAUCACUGCUGAUUACGACAGAGUCUAUCCAGCUGAGGAUGAUGAAGCCAAGGAGGUGGAUGAUAAUUGUGCUCUUAUGUACCUGAAUGAGGCAACUCUUCUCAAUAACAUCAGACUGCGUUACAAUCAUGAUAAGAUAUAUACAUAUGUGGCAAAUAUCCUUAUAGCAGUGAAUCCCUACACUGAUGUUCCCAACUUGUAUUCAUUGGACACCAUCAGGAAAUACCAGGGUAAAUCCUUGGGACAGAUGCCACCCCAUGUUUUUGCAGUUGGUAAGUUAAUAGGCAGCAAAAGUACAGUAUGUAACUAUUUCUUACAUACAAUUCACCAGAUUGUUUUUAACCUCAACUUCCAUCUCCUGCCAAGGCAGGUGACCCAAAGUAGGAAACACAUUCCCUAUCACUCAUUCAAUCAUUGUCUUGCCAGAAGUGUGCUAACAUCACAGUUUGGAUGGGUUCCACUGAAAACAUAUGAAGCCAGCAGUGCUCGUGAUGCAUUGGCUAAAGCCAUGUAUAGUAAAUUGUUUGACUACAUUGUUCACCGAAUCAACCAGAGCAUCCCAUUCUCCUCAUCAUCAUAUUAUAUUGGUAUCCUGGAUAUUGCUGGCUUUGAGUAUUUCCCGGUUAACAGCUUUGAGCAGUUCUGUAUUAACUACUGCAAUGAAAAGCUACAGAUGUUCUUCAAUGAACGUAUCUUAAAAGAAGAACAGGCACUGUAUGAAAAGGAGGGAUUAGGUGUAAGAAAAAUCUCCUAUGUUGAUAACCAGGACUGUAUUGAUGUGAUUGAAGCCAAAGGUUCUGGAAUCAUCAGCUUAUUGGAUGAAGAAAGUAAACUGCCUAAGUCAUCCCAUACACACUUCACUGCAGCUGUCCAUAACAACCACACCAAUCACUUCCGUUUGGCUUUGCCCCGCAAGAGCAAGCUGAGAGACCACAGAGAAAUCAGGGAUGAUGAAGGCUUUCUUAUCAGGCAUUUUGCUGGUGCUGUGUGCUAUCAGACAGCACAGUUUUUGGAGAAGAAUAAUGAUGCUCUUCAUGCAUCGCUAGAAGCUCUUGUGCAGGAGGCACAGAAUAAGUUUAUCCAAGGCUUGUUUGCUGCAUCUGUUGAGAGUCAUUCAGCACGGGGAAAACUCUCUUUUAUCUCUGUAGCUUCUAAAUUUAGAUCCCAGCUUCAAGAGCUUAUGGAUAAAUUAUCCAGCACAGGAACCAACUUCAUUCGAUGCAUCAAACCAAAUGUCAAUAUGGUGGAUCGACUUGAAGGAGGACCAAUCCUAUCACAACUUCAGUGCUCAGGAAUGACCUCGGUCUUGGAACUCAUGCAACAGGGCUAUCCUUCCCGUGCACCUUUCCAUGACCUCUACAAUAUGUAUAAAAGUUAUCUACCUGCUCAGCUUGCCAGGCUAGACCCCCGUCUUUUCUGUAAGUCACUCUUCAAGGCUCUUGGUCUAGAUGACAAGGACUUCAAGUUUGGCAUGACUAAGGUAUUCUUUCGACCAGGCAAGUUUGCUGAAUUUGAUCAGUUGAUGAAGAGUGAUCCAGAAAACCUUCAGCUCCUAGUGUCCAAGGUGAAGAAAUGGCUCUUGCAGUCACGAUGGAAGAAGUCUCAGUGGUGUGCCCUUUCUUCCAUUAAAUUAAGAAACAAGAUCUUGUAUCGCCGUGAGCAGCUUAUAAUUAUUCAAAAGAAUGUGAAAAUGUAUAAUGCAAGGAAAAAGCACCGGCCACGCUACAUGGGUAUUCUCAAGAUAAAGAGUCUACAGGGCCAGUUGCAGCAAAUGUUGGGGAUUGUUAACCAACUGAAGAAAGAGAAGGAAUCAUCACUAGCAACAGUUAAAAAGCUUGAGGGUAACAUGGAUGCUACUAUCACAAAAAUACAGACAACAGUUAUGAGCCGGGAAGAAAUUGAUAAGGAAGUUAAUGGUCUUGUUAAUUCAUUGAAUGCUGAGCUGAGUGUCUUGCAUAAAAAGCUUACUCAACAAAAGAAUGCUGAGGAACAGGAAAGAAUCCGUCGUAUUCAAGAAGAAAUGGAGAGGGAGAGGAAGAAGAAAGAGGAGGAGGAAAGAAAGAGAAGAGAAGAGGAAGAAAUUAGAAAGAAAAAAUCUGAAAUGGAAGCUCGGCGUAAGCAAGAAGAGGUGCUGCGUCGCAAACAGGAGGAGGAAGACCGGAAAGCAGCUGAAGCUUUACAGAUUCAGUUGGCCAAGGAGGAAGCUGAAUCUGAGUGCCUGGCCCAGCAAGAGGAGCAGGAACGAAGAGACCAUGAGCUUGCUCUUCGCUUGGCCAAUGAAACUAACUCAGCUGUGGAUGAUAUAGCCCCAUCACUCAAGAGCUUGGUAAAUGGAGAUUCCAGCCAAAUGUUGAAGUUGAAAAGAUCGAGCAUGGUUGAGAAGCAGCGUCUAGAUGCAGCCAAUAAGAAAUAUGACCUUAGCAAGUGGAAGUAUGCAGAACUACGAGAUACAAUUAAUACCUCAUGUGAUCUUGAGCUGUUAGAGGCUUGUCGAAGUGAAUUCCAUCGUCGAUUGAAGGUUUACCAUGCCUGGAAAGCCAAGAAUAAGAAGCGUACUACUAUGGAAGAAAAUCAGCGUGCUCCAAAAUCUGUCCUUGAUGCAGCAUACCAGGUGACAUACGUAACAGAAAAGGGGCAAGUCUGCCGUGUUGUUGGUUACAUAAAGAAAGCCAAGGCCAACCCACCCCGUGUUACACCCAAGGUAAGCCCCCCAGGAAGUACCAACAGCCAACGAUAUUUCCGAAUACCCUUUGUGCGACCAAGUGAUCAGCAUCGUGGUGAACAGCAGCAGAAGGGCUGGUGGUAUGCUCAUUUUGAUGGUGAUUGGAUUGCUCGUCAGAUGGAGUUACACCCUGACAAACCACCAAUUUUACUUGUGGCAGGCCGUGAUGAUAUGCAGAUGUGUGAACUCAGCCUGGAUGAGACAGGAUUAACAAGGAAGCGUGGUGCAGAAAUCCUCGAGCAUGAAUAUGAGAAAGAAUGGAAUCGCCAUGGUGGAAAACCUUAUGAGGGAUCAGUUGGCAGGAAACGUUAAUAAUUUAGAUGUGUGGAUUUUCUCUUUAAAGAUGUCAUUGAAUUAUGACUCUUUAUAUUUUUAUAAUUACAGUUAAAAUGUGAGAGGGUAUUAAAACAAUAAAUUUAUGAAAAUAUAAAUACAGUGCCUGCAUCUUAACAGAUGGUAUAAAGGUCUAGAGUACGAGUUUCUUUGAGGGCACUGAUUAUAAUAAAGCUAUAUUUCACAAGUGCUGUAUUGCCUACAUCAAGGUAAAGAAAAAAUUGGUACAGUAUUCCCAGUGUGCUCUAAAGAAAAAGAUUAAAAUAGUUUACCUUAGAAAUUUAACAGCUCUAUGAAUACUGAAGCAUGUUACUGCAGCUAUAAAACAAAUAUACAUGUACGUAUAAAGAUUUUUUUUUUUUCACUUCUGUAUACCUAUGUCAUAUAUUUAUGCACUAAGAAUAAUGGGCUUUUAGAAAAGAGAUUGUGAUUUAUCAGGGAAAAUUAUUUUAAUAUCAAGGACUUUAAUUUAAAAAGACUAUAUUUUUUAUUGUAAACAAGUUAGGCUUUUAAGGUGCUCUCAUGACGUUAUCACCAGUGAUGGUGCCCAGAUUUAAACUGCCUGUAUUGCCUUCAAAGUUGAACCUUAUUUAUAGUACAUCUGCUAGGAUAUUUUUGCAGUCAAGUCAAUUUUCCAGCAAAAUAUUUCUUCUAGUUAUGAGUAAGGAAGAUUAACAUUUACACAGACUAGUUGAUAUUGCCUAAGGAGGAAUUUGUCUUAUUGCUCAUGUAAAUGAAUUAAAAAAUAAUUGCAACAUAUUCUGCAUGGGAAAUGGUGUGACCAAUUUUGUUGUUUAUAUCCUGAACAGUGAAUAAUGUUUUGUCAUGUUUCAAAAGGUAUUUAACAAUGAUCAGGUGUUAAUGCCAAUUCAGGAAUAACUGAAAAUGUGUCAGUACUGACACAAAAUGUCAAACUCAUUCUUAAGAAGGAAACAUUAGUAGAUAAGCGAGUAAUCAGUUUAUUAAUACAGUAUGGAGGGGCAUUAUAUGUCGUGGCGUCUAAUCAAUAAAUUUGGUUGUAAUAAUUCACGAACUUCAAACAGUGAUUAUGUAUCAGUGAUGGUAUUAUCAAUUACUGUGUAACAAGUUAAUUAUUGCUGUAAUUUUUCUAUGAAAGUUUUUAUGUAGUAAAUGUUUGUGAUGUUAAGAUUUGUAAUGUUUGGGAUGGUGCAGCUAAGUUCAUACAUUGUGAUAUAUUAUGGAGAGUAGAUAUGCUUGACAGCUGUUGUUGCUUGGGGCAAACUCUUAUUUCCUUGAUUUCGGAUUUGGCACAUUAUUAUAUCAUGAAGGGUAAAUAUUUUUUUCUUUAUUCAGUAUAAGAAAAACAUUUAGCUAUUGGGAUGUAAUUAUAAAAACUAAAUGUCCUUCAGCAACAGAAUUACAGUAAAAUGUUAUGUCUUAGCUCAUUUUCAAGGAGAUAGGGAUGGGUUGUCACGUAUUCUUAUAGUUCACACUGAUUAUUUUUGCUUACAGAAUUGCAAUGUAUUCCUCUAAAAACAAGAGAACCUAUGUAAUUUUCUAUUGAUCCAAGGAAGAGCAUUUGUAAAUUAACCAAAGUAUAAAGUUAUAUAUACAGUAAUUUGUUUUAAUGUUCUUGACUUUGAAAAAAAAACUGUCAGCAGAUUGUUUCAUCGCCUUGAUAGUUACCAUAGAAUCUGACCUAUAUCCCUCAAGGGAGGUGCCUAAUGCCACUGAGGCACUUUUUUUUUUUUUAUCCAAGAAAUGGAACCUGUCCUUCCUUUGAAUGGAAUAGAUUGCCUCUCAUUCUCCAGGCACUACACGACCCCAUUGGGUUUAGUACUUCCCCAUAAUAAAUUUGAUAUAAAUAAACUACAGCUUUUUAAAAAAAUAUAGGAUCUUUGAUAUGAAAGAUGUUAUAUCAGUUAUUGAAGACUCCAUGUAACAGGAGAAAAUAUCUUGUUUUAUAUACAAUGUGUAAAUUGUUAAUGAACUCUUUCGCUAAUUUUUUAUGCUGUAUGUGUGUGCAUGCUGUGCUUUAGUCAGAAUGUGCAGAUUUUGCUCUUAUUUGGUAUCAAUGUUUUCCAACAGGCCAAGCAUGUCUUAACUUAUGCUGCUAGUGUGAAAUCUUGCAGAACACAAAACUAAUGUAUCUGACUGAUGUUAAAUUCUAUCAAAAGUUAAUUUAACCUUAGACAGGUUAGGUAAAUUCAAGGUAUAUUACAUGUAAAUGCUGUCAAAAGUUAGAUUAAGUUUAUUCUGGUGCAGAAUUUUGUAGUCUUUGCAAACUCAUGAAUGUCAGUAAGAAAACAUGUAUAGCUUCAAUUUAUUUUAAGAAAAUUUGACAGUUGCUUUUGCCAAAAAGUGCAUAUGUAGUGUUUGUGGAAAAAACUGAGGAUCUGCUGUAUACAUACAUUUUGGGCUUGUGUAUGUAGAACUAAGUCAUUCCACUGUUUGAUACAUUAUUUAAUUUCUCUUUCCUUAACUCAAAGCUAUUCUUCCUGUUUGUCUGCUUAACAAAAUUUUACCUAGAUCAUGUAAACUGCAUCCAUUUUGCUGGUUACAUCUGUACGGUCAUUCCUUUCUUAUUAAAGUUACUCUGAUGCAUUUUAUAUUCUUCAGAAUUGUUAAAUCUAAAUUUGAGUGAGUGCAUAAAAAUAACAAUUUUGAAUCCUCAUAGUGCUGUACGUGUUAAAAUUGGCUCAAUAUAGACUACAUUUUACUAUAUAGUGGUACCUUGGUAUACAUACAUCCUUAAUCCAUUCCAGGACCUUGGACUUAUACCAAACAGGGUGUAUACUAAAUGAAUUUUCCCAUAAAUACAGUAUAGGGAAAACGAUUAAUCCGUUCUCAUGAAAAAAAAUCCUAUUGUUAUUGGCAUAUUAUACAUUGAUGGGGUUGUAUAAAAUAAUUUAGACACUGCUUAAUACUAAAAUACAUACAUAAAUACAAGAGAAUUAAAUGAAAUAAAUGCAAAUUUAACCUCGCUUUACUUUGCUGGAAAGAGUAGAGUGCCUACUAGGAUAAUGCUGAGAAGGGAGGAGGAGGAAAUGUUAUUGUUUGGAAGGAGAGUCCCCUUCUCUCUUGUCCUCUUUUUACCUAUUUGGAACUGGUUGAAGCUCACCAGGUUUGACUUUUACUAAAAAUCUAGAUACCAUUGUUCUUGCCAUACAGUAUGCAGCAGCCAAAUCCCUGAUACAUGUGCCACCUUCAUAUUUUUCAACAAUCUCUUUUUUUUUUUUUCUCCUCCAUGGUGAUCCUAACCAUUUUCUAAGUAAAAAUUUAUACAAAAAAAAAACACAAUCACAUAAAAAUUCAGUGUUACAGCACAGGUUGUUCACUGAAUGGUAGCAACGGGCGUACUGAUGAUAGUGGGCAGUCGUGGCUUUGUCUCAAGAGGUACACAAGGGUAGCAUGCGGUGUCGUGACUCAUUUUGACCCAUACAAGUUCUAGCACGUGAAUCAUGUUCCAAACAAAGGUCAUAUACCAAGCAAAUAUUUUCGCGUCCAAACAGGAUGUAUACCAAGUUGGACUUAUUCCAAAGCGGACAUAUACUGAGGUACCACUGUAUGUGCUUCAUAUUGAUUUUCUAACUAAUUUGGAAUAACUGAGUUAUCUAACCUCAGUUUGUGAACACUUGGCAUAAUCUCUGAUUCCUAUGGGUUAUGGAGCAGGUUAACAAGUUCAUUGUAGCUUAAGACCUGUAUUGUUGUGAUUGACUUGCAGCUACAGACAUUUUGCUAAAUAUGUUUAUGAAUAUUCUUCUAUACAUGAAAAAUUGUGCAUGUAUAAUUUUUUUUUGCAAGUUACUUACUUUGUGUCAUCUUGUUAAAUAUUUUUGAAAGAGAAGCCUAUUGUAUGAUAUUGUACAUUAUUUUAAUUUACAAUAUUUAUAAAUUAUUGUAUUCGUAUUUUGUGUACGUAUAUGAAUACAUUAGAAGUCUUUCAUUAUGAACAUACCUUCAGUAAAAAAGUAAAUAAUUCAUAAAUAGCAAUGAUUGGUAAAGAAAAUUCUAGUAUAAUCACCUGAAAUUGCAGAAUGUUUAGAUACUGUAGUAUAAAUGUGUAUGAAAUGCUAUAUAUCCAGAUAUAAAUAAAAUAGAAGUAAUUA